Molecule: messenger RNA, 757 nt
Organism: Peromyscus leucopus (white-footed mouse)
Lineage: Eukaryota; Metazoa; Chordata; Mammalia; Rodentia; Cricetidae
Product: sperm motility kinase-like
Exons: 2
Coding region: 129-539 (136 amino acids)
Biological process (GO): intracellular signal transduction; protein phosphorylation; microtubule cytoskeleton organization
Cellular component (GO): cytoplasm
Molecular function (GO): ATP binding; protein serine/threonine kinase activity; tau-protein kinase activity
Source: RefSeq, a predicted model, not a curated record
UGAAGGUAGAGCUUUCACUCUGAGGACACCAGUGGCGGAGACUGUGUGCACGGACGGUGUAUUAAGGCACAGAUUUGGAAGAGGAGUUUCUGUUCUACUCAAGCAACACCAGUUCAGUUGGUGUUGCCAUGGAAACCAUCAAGAGACAUAAUAGCAAGACCAGAGAGGAGGUGUCAAUGCAGCUGGACCUGAAGGCCAGCACCUCUCAAGAGGAGAACCUUACAGAUCAUUACAUCAUACUCAGGACCCUUGGCAAAGGGACUUUUGCUGAGGUGAAGCUGGCCUGCCACCUCCACACAGAGGUGCAGGUUGCCAUCAAGAUCCUGGAAAAUGGUGAGAAUAAUGACCACAACAACAAAACUGAAAUCGACAUUGUGAAGACGCUGGACCACCCAAACAUCAUCAAGGUGUUCCACAUCAUCAACACCGAAGAGUACACCUAUAUGGUGAUGGAGCAUGCUUCUCGGGGAGAUCUGGUGAGCCAUAUUGAGAAAGUGGGCUGUCUGCAGGAGGAGCAGGCCCAGCACAUCUUCACUUAGAUUGUGUGUGCAGAUCUUCCCUUCAGGCAAUAUCCAAGAACAACUUUGAAGGUGUCCCUCCUGAAGGUAAAACUACACCAUCUGCCAGCAGUCUAUCUCAAGGCUGGAAAAGGGUUAAGAAGAGAAUUGGGAACUGGGUGAGACUCCUGUGCUGCUGCCUGCCAGCCUCACGAAGACACCAUGUUUCUGAGAAGGAAGUGGCACCACAGGAAGUGGAG